AUGCAAAGUGCUGGAGGAGUUCUGCGUUUCGUGGCACCGAAGGAGCUUCAGAUCUCGAAUCCCUUAGGAAUGGAUCACUCGCACCAGGGUCAAGGCUAUGUGCAUCACAAUAGCAUGCAUAUGAUGCCACAAAGUUCUUCCGCUAUAAACAUGAUGAUGGGUGGAUACAUAGUUCCGCCUUCACAACCGCAACAGUCAACUUAUUUGACGCCUCAACAACCCACCCCACAGCUGAUGCAAACAGAUGUUUACGAUGUAGAAAGUUUAUGA
Cylicostephanus goldi is the source of this 270-nucleotide messenger RNA. The record is from the annotation of a GenBank genome assembly. NCBI's taxonomy places the organism in Eukaryota, Metazoa, Nematoda, Chromadorea, Rhabditida, Strongylidae.